GAGCGAGCAUUUCCGGUUUAAGGACGUAGUUGUGCAACGCUCAAAAUGAUGCUUUUAAGACACUGCGAGAGGUUGUUCAAACAUGGGCACUGCAUCAAAAGACUGCUACAUAAAUCACCAUGUCGCCCAUAUACUAUAGUGGUGCCUUCAGUAAUAGGGGGAAAAUCAACUGAUAGAGAAAGGGUUAUGGAUAUAUUUUCACGAUUACUAUUAGAGAGAAUCAUAUGUAUAAAUGGACAGAUUGAUGAUCAGAUGUCCAGUAUUGUUAUAGCUCAGUUGCUUUAUCUCCAAUCAGAAAGCUGGCGAGAUCCUAUAAAUCUUUAUAUAAAUAGUCCAGGUGGUGUUGUGACAGCAGGAUUGGCGAUAUACGACACAAUGCAAUACAUUGAUACACCUAUUUCAACAUGGUGCAUAGGACAGGCCUGUAGUGCAGCAUCAUUAUUACUGACAGCUGGUACAGAUGGAAUGAGGCGUGCAUUACCUAACUCUAGAAUUAUGAUCCAUCAGCCUAGUGGAACUGCUGGGGGUUCAGUAACUGAUAUUCAGAUUAAAGCAGAAGAGAUGCUGAAAAUGAAGAGACAAGUUAAUGACUUGUAUGUUAGACAUACCAAGAAACCACUCAGUGAAAUAGAAAAUGUUAUAGAAAGAGACAAGUAUAUGAGCCCAAUAGAAGCUAAAGAAUUUGGAUUAAUAGAUGAAGUUGUAGAAAAGCCUCCAGAAAAAUCACCACAUUCAUGAUAUGAACUUACAGUAUUUAAAAUGUAGAGACACAUAAAGAAAGUCCUUUAGUAAUGUAUAUGCAAUGGCAUAAAUAUAUGAUGGAAGAGUGCAUACAAAUAGUAAAUUUCAAAUGGUUUGUUGUGCAGAAAAUGAACCCAUUUCACAGGAAACUUUAAAAAAUGCAUUUAAAAGUUGAACUAUAUAUCUAUAUAUAUUAUUUUGAAUUUAUUGUUGAUACAAAUUAUUAAGAUAUCUUAAAUUAAAGUUUUUAUUUCAAACAUAUAA
This is a messenger RNA of Mytilus californianus (California mussel), 1005 nucleotides long. Its product is annotated as ATP-dependent Clp protease proteolytic subunit, mitochondrial-like. The transcript has 6 exons. Gene Ontology annotation, molecular function: serine-type endopeptidase activity; ATPase binding; ATP-dependent peptidase activity. The coding region runs from base 46 to 738 and encodes 230 amino acids. NCBI's taxonomy places the organism in Eukaryota, Metazoa, Mollusca, Bivalvia, Mytilida, Mytilidae. The record is from RefSeq and is a predicted model, not a curated record. Gene Ontology annotation, biological process: protein quality control for misfolded or incompletely synthesized proteins. Gene Ontology annotation, cellular component: endopeptidase Clp complex.